AUGUUUGACGACGUUGAGAAGGAUGAUGAGGACGAAGUGGAGGAGAAUAACUGGAAAUGGGGCUUCAAGUGCCCAAAUCUGCUGCGGGUGAAGCUGGGUUGGGGCAAGCGGGACCUCGAGACUGUGGGGUUCGAGCCGCUGCGCAGUCUGACUCUCAAACACGUGGACUGGGAAUACGUGGAUGUUGAGUAUCUAGGCACACUCACACCGCAACUCACAGAGCUUGCGCUCUAUCAUAGCUGGGAUGUGGACUGGCUAUCCUCAGGCCCCGGUGGUGGUGGCACAUUCACUUUCGACUUAUCAAAAGCUGAAACCGCCCGCUUUUACUUCCUAAGGAGCAACCUCACGCUCGCCCUCACCCUCUCUCCCGCGCUCAAGACCUUCGCGGUGAUGGGACAUCACCUCGUGCUCUCGUGCCAGACCACCGAACCUCUCGCUCUCCACCAGCUGUCGCUGUACGAGCAGCAGCGGCUUGUCAUUUCCUCCCUCCACCUCGCCUCCGCACGACAGCAGGAGCAGGAGGAGGAGGAGGAGGAGGAGGAGGAGGAGGAGGAGGAGGAGGAGGAGGAGGAGGGGGAGGAGGAGGAGGAGGAGGAAGAGGAGGAGGAGGAGGAGGAGGAGGAGGAGGAGGAGGAGGAGGAGGAGGAGGAGGAGGAGAAGAAGAAGCAACAGCAAGAAGUAAGACCUCCGUUUAUCUUGGCUCCAAACGUGCGAGCAAUCUUCUUUCCCACUUGCACAUGCGAGCAGCAAACUAUUGCUUCCCUCCGUGAAUUCUGUCUCUCUCUCACCCUGUACUGCAUCUCACGUCGCUCGUUCUACUGGGAGAAGCAGAGGAUGCAGUUGCCGGAGACCCCUGUGGUGCGCGUGAGGAAUGCGAGAAGUGGGGUGCCACGUGCUUGCUUUGCAGAGAAGCGGCCGAAGAACGUGAGGGAGAAGAUACAGUGUUUGAAUAGGGAGCCGGUUGAUGGGUACAGUGUUGAUGUGGAUGAGGCGUAUAUGUUUAAGUACAAAGGGAGGCUGUGGAGGACUUAUUGGGGUGACUUAAUAGUCACCCGAUAG
Molecule: messenger RNA, 1059 nt
Organism: Closterium sp. Naga37s-1
Lineage: Eukaryota; Viridiplantae; Streptophyta; Zygnematophyceae; Desmidiales; Closteriaceae
Source: the annotation of a GenBank genome assembly